Messenger RNA from Stylonychia lemnae, 357 nucleotides. Lineage: Eukaryota; Ciliophora; Spirotrichea; Sporadotrichida; Oxytrichidae. The record is from the annotation of a GenBank genome assembly.
AUGGAUGGCACUGGAAAUGUCCCAGGCAUUGCUUCGUAAACCUAGCAAAAUGCUAGUGUGAACAACAGCUACUUUCACAUGAACAACCUUAAGCAAUCGCAUUAAGUCUACUAAUAGCAGCAAAAGGAUGCCUAAUUGACUUAGAAGCUAGUAGGUAUCAUCGACACACUGCAGGAUGAGUUGACCUUUAAGACUCUACAAGUAAAUUAACUGAUGGAAGAGAAUCUAAAGCUAAAGUAGAUGCAAGGGCUAGGAAUAUCCAAUGAUGGGAAUAUCCAAGGAAGUAUAGAUAACCUUCUUUCGAAUCCUAGCUUCAGAGCUGCUCUGUUUGAAAGACUUUCGAAGUAAAAUUUCUGA